Messenger RNA from Didymodactylos carnosus, 1074 nucleotides. NCBI's taxonomy places the organism in Eukaryota, Metazoa, Rotifera, Eurotatoria, Philodinida, Philodinidae. The record is from the annotation of a GenBank genome assembly.
AUGAUCAUUGGUUCUCUAAUGAAUCUUGGCACAUGGUUUCGUUUAUUAUCCUUAAUUUCACCAACAAAUGGUUAUGCAUGGCUAGUACUCGGUCAGAUAUUCCCCGCACUGAGUCAACCGUUUUUCACAAGUACGUGUGCCAUGUUCGCCGCACGUUGGUUUUCAAAAAAUCAACGCGAUUUAGCAACAUCGAUCACUUCCAUGGCGAAUCCGCUUGGCGUAGCCAUUGGUUCCUUAAUACCAUCUCUUAUUGUUACCGAUGCACAAUUCACACAGUUUCUCAUAUUACUGCUCGUUGAAGCUGGUUUCAUCACACUGGCAACACUAUUAAUAAUCUUAUUCUACAAAUCGUCUCCUCCUACACCUCCAUCGCGUUCACAGCAAGUAUCAACAGUAAAGAAGUCUACUCUUUGGAAAGAUUCUAUAAAAUUACUAAAGAAUAAGGACUAUCUCAUACUAUUGUUUUCGUUUUCAAUUGGCUUAGGCUUAUUUAGUGCAAUUACUACAUUGUUAGAACAGAUAAUUGAGCCAUGUGGUUAUACUUCCAAUGAUGCGGGCGUCUUUGGAGCAAUAAUAGUUGUUGUAGGUCUCAUUGGAGCAGGCCUCAUUGGCGUUAUCAUGGAUAAAACACACUAUUAUCGUUUGAUACUCAAAUUAUUGGUAGUUCUUGCCUGUUGUUCAGGCAUUUAUUUUAUUCUGGUAUUAAGACCAAAUAUGUAUUAUCCUUUAGCAGUAUCUUUCGGUCUAUUGGGUCUAUUCCUGUUACCAUUACUACCCGUAGUAUUUGAGUGCUCGAUCGAAUGUACUUUUCCAAUUGAAGAAAAUUACUCGAACGGCAUACUAAUGUGUUCUGGGAACGUUCUAGGUGGGAUUUGUAUCUUUAUAUUAGACUAUUUGAUUAAUCCAACUUAUACAACAGUGUUUACAUCAUCGUCUAUAUUUUUAUUUUGUUUAUUUAUAUGUGCAAUGGUUGUACUCUUAUUUUAUAAUGGACCCUAUUUACGUAUAGAAGCUGAACAACGACAAUUAGAAGUAUCAGCAAUGGAAGAACAACCGCAAGUUCAAAUUAGCUGA